AGAAAAAAUGAGAUUCUGAAUUUUACCUUGAUUGUUUGCAAAGUAUAUAACUGUAAUAUACUUAUUCAUGUAUUCGCGGUGUCUAUCUUGCAUUAUAAUACACAAACGAUUAACUUGCAGAGUUUGUAAAAAGGUUAAUAGCGACGACAAUUCAUAACCAAUAUUUUGUCAUGCCGCAAAGUUUAGCCACACUUUCUGUGACUUUCUGGCAUCUUUUAGCUGUGCACGUUUAAAAAUUUUCUAACGUCACGUAUUUUACUCUUUUGAAAAAAAAAGAAAAGAUGUAAAAUAUAGCACCUCAACGAAAAAACCAAACUAAACUUAAUGCUUCUGAGAGAGAAAGAAGAAAAAAGUGUACAAAGUGCAGCUGCAACAUAUAGAGUAUAGGCCUAAUUUUCAUAUUUUCACAUUAUAAAAUUUAGAUUGCACGUUACAUUUUAUGAAUUUUACGAGGAAAGGAUUUUCAAUCGAGAGCAACUAGAGAGCGAUAAACAAAUCAAAACAAGUAUCAUUGACGAGCGCUGCACCUCGCCCGCCGAAUGAGAAAUGUUGGCAAGAAUGGAGGUAUGACAACACUGCCACGACCACACAUGACACCCCCGUCACGAAUAUGUCGACUGCUAAAUACAUUUUGACAAUUAAUACGCAAGUCGAUCGCAAUCAGUGAAACAAUCCGCGAGCAUGAACGUGUUUCACCGUCACGACCCUCAUUUUAGAGAAUGUCAUGCAUAAAACAUGAGUUGGUUUGAUGCCACAGGAUUUGCCAAUUUGGCAAAGUCUGCUCUGAAGGGAGCUCAGAAGACUAUAGAUAAAGCCCUGGAUAUCAAGGAGGAAGAACCGAAGGUGAUUCAAUCCCAUCAACAUCAAACAGAUGAAGCUUCAGAUUUCUUUGCGAGUUGGGGCUUGCAAAAUGAAGAGGAGGCAAACAAACGCGAUAACAAUUCACAGAAACAGCCAAGCUCAAGCAGUAUUUGGGGUAGCUUUACAGGUUCGUUUUUUGAGGCCCCGAAGGUUAUAGAUGAAAAUACACGAAAGAUUUUCAAACAUUCUAAGUCCUUGCAAAAUACUGCCAGUCAAGAUGAACAGUUAGGAAUGGUAUCUUCAGCUUCUGCUCCUGAAAAAUUAACAAAGGACACAAAGCCUAUAAUAAUAAGUAAUGAAUCUGUACAUAAGAGAAGUGAAGGAGAGUCUAGUGUUGUCAGUGAGUCUGUACAUAUUAAUCGUAGCAUAUCUAAAGAAUCUAAUGAUAAAAUUGUAUCAGAAUCUUGUACCUCGUCAGAGCAGUCAUCUUCAGAUAAUGUUGUUCCUACUAGUGUCGAAAAGAAUGUAACUAAAAGUGCCAGUUUAGAUUUGGAGGAAGAGUACUAUGCGCCAACCACAGAUAAUAUUGAUGAUUCCACAUCGAGCAGCGAUGAAGAAGGGCAGUGCAGUAACGAGAUGGUAUCAGAAAAUAACGACAUUAAUCAAACGUCGAGUUCCACUAAUGUGUUCCAUAAAGUACCUAACGUCUCCUCCGAGAGCGAUAAGAAAAGUUUGGAGAGCGUGGAGAUACUUGGCUCGCAAUCUAACACCGAUUGCACCACCACACCGGAAUCGGAUCCGAAUUCCAUUUCCAAUUCGUUAAGUCCUAUUGGCAUCAAGGUGAAUUCCGAAUCAGUCGAGAUAUUGCCGGACAGUCUGGUGACGUCGCCGAGCUCCGUGGAAGUUCUGGGAGAUUGGAAAAGCGACAGCAGUCCUUUCCUAUCUCCGAUAGAUCCAAAGAGUUCGGAGUUAUCGCCCGUUUUAGAUGCAGACGAAUGCGUCACUCCGCAUGUAGAAUGCACAUUACAACUACCUAGCAGAGAACAAUUUGCAGACGCUUCGUCGUCCGAUAUCUCUCCGUACGAAUCUCCGAUGGAGGAGGUUAAAACGUUGAACACCAAUUCGUCGUAUUCCUACAGCGUCGACAGCACACCGUCGCCCAGCGCGUUCUCCAGUUUGGACACGAAUAAAAGUUCGUCGCAAGCGGCGGACAGCUCGAAGACUUCCCCCGACAGCGUCGAAGUGAUACCGGACGUGGAUGAAUCGUUUCAACAGCUGGACGCUGUCAUAAGCAAGAUGGAUCUGUCCGACGUGAAAAUACCCAUAAAGAUGCACGACUCGUAUCCGGAUGAUAGGCAAACGUCGGCGAAAGCUUGCACGGACGGCAAAUUAAACUUGAGCCUCGAUUCACUGAAGGAGAAACACAAUUUGCAUCUAACGCUCGAGCCAAUCACGACACAGCCAAUUCGCAAUUUGGAUCAUCUAGAAGGAGUAAAUGAGAAACCGGACGUUUCCACGUUUUCCCAAUUAAUGAGCACCACCAUAGAGCCACCGGAUCUGGAUAGCUAUUCUCAAACCGAAAGUGUGGAGGAAAAGACGAAGAUGACCGAGAGUAACGCUGAUCAGUAUUUAAUAUCCAACGAUUCGAGCAGAGAAGGAACUUUGAUAGAGAGCAGUUCAGAGGACAACGCGACGUUGCUCUGCACAAACGAUUCGAAAGUCUCAGAAACGCCUUUGACUACUAGUUCGUACGUGAAGACUAUGCUAGCCGAUGCUAUGGUCGAAAAGGGCGAAAUAAUCGACAUGGAGACACAUUGCACGGAAGUGCCGCGAGAAAAUUCACCUAUAUCGUCGGAAAGUCGCUCCGAUCUGGUGAAAAUCGGCUCUGAUCAAGCCAGUGGCCACACGAGCGGAGACGAAUUAGAAACUACAACAUCGAGCGACAUAGAGAUAAUUUCCAGUCCGAACGGAGAUUCGAGUUCGACCCAGUCGCGACAGAGUCCGGCGAAAUUGCAGCUAACUAAAAGCAGCGAUUUGCUAACGAAAACUUUGAAGACCAGAGGCCACUCCCGGGAAUUGAGCGAGAUCAGCGUAGGAUCGGAUGAGGCAAAUAUGGAGAUCGAAAAGUUAUUGAAACGCAUACAAGAGAUGACUGAGAUUUUAGAGGCGAGGGAAUCAAAGCUAAUCGACGUGAGCAGAAUAAACAUGGAGUUGCAUGAGCAAAAUGCAAACUUAAUGAAACAGCUUGAGAAUUUUGAGAAACACGCGGAGCAGAAUCAAAGUAUCAAUCAAAUCACAGACGAAUACACGCAGCGUUUGUCAGCAUUGGAGAGAAAAUUUCAACAGGCGAUAAGAGAACGUGAUCUGUUGAGGCAAAAUUUGGAUCAACUGAGAUUAGAAGCGUCAUCGCGUCUAUCGUCGCAGGAAAUGUCUACCAUAAACGCUGAAAAGGAUGAAAUUAUAAAAGAGCUGCGCGAGGAGGGCGAGAAACUCAGCAUACAGCAGCUUCAACACAGCAACAUUAUAAAAAAAUUGCGGGUGAAAGAAAAGGAGACUGAUGCAACGAUAAAGAGUCAAAAAGAGCAAAUCGAGGAGCAGAAUACAGAAUUGGAGAGAUUAAAACGGUCGUUGCACGCGAAGGAGGAAGUAGAACGCAGUCAAAUAGAAGCCGUUCAUACAUUAACGGCGAAAACAAAGAAGCAGGAAAAGGAGAUACUAAUGUUGCAAGAAAAAUUGGAUAACACCAUACAUAAGAUGGAAGCCUAUAAAAAGAGCUUUGACGCUGCAAAAGUGGACUUAACAGAGACGAAGAAAAAGUUGCUAGCUACGGAGGAGGAAUUAAAAGAAGCCAUAGAUAAUGCGGGGGAAUCGUGCCAGUUGUUUGCACAAGUGGAGGAUUUAAAAUUGAAGUAUCGUCAAGCUGAGGAAGCUCACGUCAAAAGGGAAGAGUUUCUCAAGCACGAAAACAGCGAGUUACUAAAACGAUUAGAAGCCGCAGAGGCCAGGAGUGAAGAGUUAUCUGAAUCUGUUUCGGUAGCAACAAAGCCUCUAUUAAGACAGCUAGAACAGCUCCAAGCAAACUUGUUGCAUAAAUCUAACAACUUCAUGAAGCAAGAGAAGGUUCUGUCCGAGAAAAAUAUCGAAUUGCAGUCUAAAAUUGAGAAUUUAAUCGAGAUGGAUCGUCUUUUGAGAGAAGAAAACGUUAAUCUGAAAUCCAAAGAGUCGCACUUAGAAUCGAAGCUUAAUCUAAAAGAGAAAGAAAGGUUAGGAUUGCAGGAGUCACGCGAUAAGUUGAAAGACGAAAACGAAAGAUUGUUAGAGCAAACCAAGCAACACCAGGAAACGAUAAAGACUCUCGAGCAGACGCAUUCCAGUUACGUACAGGAACUGAAGAGAGAGAUCAAUGCAUUGGAGAAUAAAUUGGCCGUGGAGAAAGCAGCGACCGACGCAGAACGAAGAAGAAAUAAUGCUAUCCUGGAGCAGCAGCAAAAUACCGACGAGGAGUCGCGAUUCAGUCCAACCCUCAGUAUAGGACAAGAAUCCGUCAGCAGUGCGAACAGCGUCUGGCCGGGUUUUAGCGAUUCAGUAUUCGACAAUAGCUCCGGUAGAUUUCCUCCGAUAUCGUAUGAGAACAUCAGAGCAGGUUCGAGUAGCACGUCAAUCUUCGAAAAUUUGCAAGCUCAACUGAAACAGAGGGACGGCGAGAUACAGCAGCUGCAGUGGGAGUUAUCUCGGCGGAACAUAGAGAGGGAUGCGUUGAAUUCGGAAUUAGCAACGUUGGCUCUGAAGGUCGAGGAUUUGAAUACUAAAGUCUCGGAAGUGCAGGCGCUUAAUGAAAGCCUUAGCGAAACGCAAACCAGAUACGACGCGCUGCUGCAAAUGUACGGCGAAAAGGUCGAGGAGAAUCAGGAGUUGCGACUCGACCUCGAGGACAUCAAGGACAUGUACAAAACGCAAAUCGAUCAACUUCUCAAGAGACAAAAUUAUCAAUAUAUUUUUCCUCUCAUUUUUUUCUCUCACGUGUUCAGCAUGGGAGAUCAAGUUCUGAUAAAAACUGUGAAUUCGCAGAAGAAAAGGAUGAUUAUGCCAGAUGUAAUGCUUUAUACUAGAAAUGUAAUGAUCCCUAUUGUGAAACCUGUGCCCUCCAACCAAAGCUUUAACAUUUCUUUCUUCAAACAUAAACCUCAGAUUCUGAAGGCACAUAAUUGUAAAAAUAAUCCUGCAUUAUUAUUUCCAAAAACAGCAUCAUAUAAUCCUCUGGAUAACUUACUUGAGGUAAACAGAAUGAAUUGUCGGAAACCCAAGAAUCAAAGUACAAAGUAUACUAUUUCUGGAAAGACAGAUUCUCCGGAUAUCAAGAAAAUCAGUAUUUUGCAAAAUUCAUACCUGUCAAAAAAAUUGUCCCACGAUAAAAAGAAUAACACAUUACAUUUCCCUAAUACAAUGCUUGAACAAUUAGCACCAUUAACAAGUAACAAGGAUUUGUGCAAAGGAAGUUCAAAAUCUAUAAAAUUGUCAAGGAAGUGCAAUCUGUCACAAGUAAAGGAAGGUCAGACGAAAUAUGAAGAUAAAUUUGCACUUGUGCCAAGCAUAGAAACACCAAUUAGCAUGAGCAAAUCACCAGUUGUGUCAUUAUCAAGUCAAUCAUUCUAUGAUUGUACAGACACUGUUUCAGUGUCGACACAGUCAGCAUCAAGUUUCAAGAUUGAAAAUAAGAAAACAUUUGCAAAUAUUGAAAGGAAAUCAGUGUCUAGAAUGGCGUCGCAGCAUUUACAUCCCAUCAACAGUGAAUAUGAGAUAAGUGUGUUACAUUACGAAAAUGAUGUUCUAUCAGGAAUCAACUUCCCACAUUCCCUACAAUCUUAUUUAAAAUCCACUAAUACAAAUUGGUCUCCCGUAAACAAUUCCUCUUUAGCUAAGAUUCAGUCUAAAAAUGGGAAUAUUAUUGAUAAGAAAAGUUGGGCACCGUCUUCUCAAAGAAAACAAUGUGACAGUAAAUACAGGAUGAAAGAUGUUAAAAUCUAUAACAGAAAACCUUACGACUGUGAAAUAAAAUAUUCCUGGCAAGUUGUCGGAACAAGCACACAAACAUCAUACACCUUGCUGCAAAAUUUAUUAAAUAAUAUCAGUACAGAAAACAAUAAGCCUGCGUACAAAAUGUGCAGCAUAAAAUAUUCUUGGCAAAUUAUAGGAAUUGGUACUCAAGCGUCUUUGCACGAUCAUAAUGAUGCAGAUUAUUGGAGUGGCACAUUAUUGACACCGAAUAAGAAUUAUAAUGAGAACAGUCCUCAAAUUGGCAAUAAUGAAACAGAUUGCACUGAGUUGCAAGAGUUUGCGAAAUAUCCGGAAGAAAGAUUGAAGAAAUACUUAAUGUUAAACAGUCAGCAAACCCAAACCUUUACUGAGAGAGAAAUUCAAGCAAAUCCUAUCGAUUAUAUGGAACGGAUUUUGGAAGCACUGACCAAUCAAAAUCUGUCGGAAAAAGAGCAAAUCGACAAUCGUGAAGAAUUAUUACACAAGCAUGUAAUAAAACCAUUAAUGCCAAAUAUUUCUAGUACAAGUUCUGUGAUAUCCAAUAACGGCAAUGAAAAUACAAGGAAGGAAGAACUUCUAACGAGAUUAGCGUGCAAUUUGAAGAAACUAAAUCAAUAUGAAAGAAGUAUCGAUAAAAACCGGGAUGCAAACGCAUCACAUUUCAAUGCAGAAGAUGCUUUCGCACAGAAAAGAGAAGCAUUGCCGGAAAAUGUGGAAGCCAAUCUCAAAGUUAUUGUAGAAUCCGCACAAGAGUACAUAGCAAAGUUGGAUUAUCAAUUGAAAGAUCUUGACAAUGCUGAUCAACAAAUAGAAAAUAAUAUGAUGAGAACGUUAAAAGAUAUAGACGGAACAUUUCAAUCUUUGCUAGAUGAUGUGUGCCACGAAAUCAAUAAGAGACGCGAACAGCUGAUACUGGAGACAGAGAUUCAUAAACAGGAGAGUUUGAUACCGCUGAGAGCUUGCAGAAAGGAGGUGGAGGCACAAAUACAAAACGCACAAAACAUCAUGUCGGCGAGCGAGAGUAUGCUGCAACAUCCACAGCGAUACAGCGCGAGCGGAUUCGAAAAGAUAAUCGCUGCGAGUAACGACAUAGGCAGGAUACCAGCAGUGCCAUUUUCCGAGGAGCUCCCAAAUAUAAACUUCGACAGUCCACUGAAUUCGUGCAGGGAGGAAAUUAUCGAGCAAAUCUCGAGACUCGGUUGUAUCUCUCGCACAGUGCCAGUUCAGAUAACAAGCAUCGACGAGAGGCCUGCGGGUCUAUUCGUUAAAUGGCACAUCACCAAUCCGGAAUACACCGCCGAGGAACAGACGUUUGUCGUGGAGAAGGCCAACGGAGAGAUUCUAGACUCGGCGUCGAACGAGUUCGAGACGGCGUAUAAAGGAUCCGAGACUUCUUGCUUCAUCAGAAAUAUACCUGUCAAUCAACCAGUCACGCUCAGAGUCAGAAUACAGGGGGACAACGUUGCAAGGAGUGUGCAUCAUGUCGCGCGGACUUCAAUACCACCGUACAAUUGGGAAUUCGAUAACAAAGAUUACGUGAUCACUAAUAAUGGUAAAAUUGCUGCGAAACUCACCGACAAUGUGAGCACCUUGUUUUCACAAGGUCCUCAAUUCGAUGCAAAUCACAUUAUUGAAUUUAAGUUUCUAGAAGUUUCGCAAGAAGGGAACGACAAUGAAGGUAUUGCGUUAGUUUGCAAUCCGCAAGGUAAUCAUGAUACUUUAAAAAGAGCAGCGUCAUUGAUGAUCACACCUCGAGGUAAAAUCUUUAUGGAUGGAGAGGAGAAACUGAUGCAUUUGCCGAGAAUGCGUUUUGGUACCGAUAUCGUGAUCUCUGCCUUUCGGAAAAAUGCUGACACGCUGCGAGUGAAUAUUGAGUCUGAAAACAAAUGUGUCACAUAUGACUGGCGUGUGCAAACACCGCUGUAUUUUGCCGCUCGAUUUGCACAGUACAAAAAGUGGAACUUGAUGGUUAAAUGAAGAAACGAGUUAUCUAACUUAUUUUUAUUACAGGACACAAAAUUGAAUGUAAUUCUAUUAGCAAUAAAAAGAAAGUGCCUUACACAAAA
Molecule: messenger RNA, 7901 nt
Organism: Linepithema humile (Argentine ant)
Lineage: Eukaryota; Metazoa; Arthropoda; Insecta; Hymenoptera; Formicidae
Source: RefSeq, a predicted model, not a curated record